This is a messenger RNA of Lactuca sativa (garden lettuce), 2562 nucleotides long. The record is from RefSeq and is a predicted model, not a curated record. NCBI's taxonomy places the organism in Eukaryota, Viridiplantae, Streptophyta, Magnoliopsida, Asterales, Asteraceae.
AUGUGUUCUUCAAACUUCUUAUUUUUCUCUCUGGGUCUUCUAAUCAUCAUACUCUCCCCGAUACAAAAUUUUGCUUCUGCUUCUUUGGAGGAAGCCAACACUCUUCUUAAAUGGAAAGCAAACCUUCAAAUCCCAAACAAUUCCUUGGUUUCUUCAUGGAUUCCCCUCCUUUUGAAUUCCAGUGCAUUCGUUCCAUGCACUUCUUGGUUUGGAGUAGUUUGCAAUGCUGAUGGGAGCAUUCGCAGGUUGAACCUCAAUUCAUGUGGCUUGAAAGGUACACUCCACCAAUUUUCAUUCUUUUUGCUACACAAUCUCACACAUUUUGAUCUCAGUAUGAACAACUUCUUUGGCCCCAUCCCACCCCAAAUCCGACUCCUGUCGAAACUUGUCUACAUUGAUUUUUCAAGGAAUAAGUUUUCUGGAGUAAUCCCACCUGAAAUAGGGAACUUUCACCAGCUAACAAGCUUAUACCUGUACUCAAACAAUAUAUCAGGUCCCAUUCCAAUUGAAAUUGGGAAUUUGAAGUCUCUCGUUGAUCUUUGGGUGAGUUCCAAUCAGCUUAGUGGUUCUAUUCCUUCUUCAUUGGGUGAUCUGACAUCUUUGAAUAUCCUUUCUUUGUAUGAAAAUCAACUCUCUGGUCCCAUUCCUAUUGAACUUGGGAAUUUCAAGUUUCUCGUUCUUCUUGCUGUGGAAUACAAUCAAAUUACUGGUUCUAUUCCAUCAUCACUAGGGAACUUGGGUAACCUGUCUCUCAUUAGGCUUGUUCUGAACAAUAAUCACCUUAGUGGUUCUAUUCCUCCAUCAUUGGGUGAAUUGACAUCUUUGGAGUACCUUUAUAUAAACCAGAAUAAACUCUCUGGUGACAUUCCUAUUGAACUUGGGAAUUUGAAGUCUCUCUUGGAUCUUGAUAUGAGCACCAAUCAGCUUAGUGGUUCUAUUCCUUCAGACAUUGUAAAUUUAACUCAACUACACAGACUUAGUUUGUCUUCAAAUAAUUUGGUUGGUGAGAUCCCAAAGGAGUUCGGGAAGAUGAAAAGUAUGUUAAAUUUGUACUUAUCUAAUAAUCAACUUUCAGGUAUAAUACCUGUAGAAUUCGGGUCUUUCCGUGAUCUCCUUCAACUCGAUCUAUCCACAAAUAGAUUAAAUGGGUCGAUACCCAAAAGUAUUGGUAAUUGGGCACACAUUCACUGGUUGAAUCUUAGUAAUAACAUGCUCAGUGAGAAAAUUCCAUCUGAAAUUGGUAAAUUAGUGCAACUUACAAAGCCUGAUUUAUCUCAGAAUUUUCUCAUGGAACAGAUACCAUCUGAAGUUCAAGGUUUACAAAACUUGCAAAUAUUAGAUUUUUCUGGCAAUAGAUUAUCUGGUUCUAUUCCUUAUGCUUUUGCAAGUUUACCUCGCGGGAUUGACAUCAACCUUUCUUACAAUGAGCUCUCCGGUCCGGUUCCCCCUUGCGCCAACUUUGUGAAUGCAUCCCUACAAGGCAAUCCAGGUUUGUGUGGAAAUGUUACCGGAAUGAAACUUUGUGAAAGUAAAUCUAUAAAGAAGAAAAAUGAUUCCUUUCAUGAUAUGGUCAUCCUAGUAAUUAUUUUCACUCUUAUCGGGGCAAUUGUACUUUGUUUAUUCACGUAUGGCCUCAUUGCAUAUCGAAAACAAAAGAAAAUGUCUUCAUUGAAAUCAUUGGACGAAAAAAGUGGUGAUUAUUUCACCAUUACAAGUUUUAAUGGAAAAUUAGCGUAUAAUGAUAUCUUGAAGGUAACAAAUGAUUUCGAUGAUGCAUAUUGUAUUGGGACCGGGGGAUAUGGUACUGUAUAUAAAGCCGAGCUACAACCUACCAAUGUAGUAGCUGUCAAGAAACUUCACGUGUCAUCUGAUAAUGUUGAUCACAACAGUUUCCUUAAUGAGGUACAUGCGUUAACAAACAUAAGGCAUCGAAACAUAGUGAAACUAUAUGGAUAUUGCUCCCAUGCCUGCCAUUCAUUUUUGAUUUACGAGUACCUUGAAAAGGGAAGCCUUGGAUCAAUCUUAAGAAGUGAUGUCUUGGCAAAAGAAUUGGAUUGGUUGAAAAGGAUCAAUAUUGUAAGGGCUAUAGCUAAUGGCUUGGCUUAUAUGCAUCACGAGUGCUCGCCUCCUAUAAUUCAUAGAGACAUUUCCAUAGCCAACAUCCUUCUGAAUUCUGAUUAUGAGGCACAUAUUUCUGACUUUGGCACAUCCAAGCUUUUAAAGUUGGACUCAUCAAAAUCAACCACAAUUGCUGGCACCUAUGGUUAUAUCGCGCCAGAGCUUGCUUAUACGAUGGUGGCAACCGAGAAAUGUGAUGUGUUUAGCUAUGGCAUUGUUGCAAUAGAAGUGAUCAUGGGAAAGCAUCCUGGUGAACUACCAACAUUUUCUGUCGAUGAUGUGUUGCUAGAAAAUGUGGUAGAUAAUCGGAUUCCACUACCCUCACCACAAGUUGAGAAACAGUUGAAGUCGGUACUGAAUCUUUUAAGAGCUUGUUUGAACUCCAAUCCACAUGAAAGACCAACAAUGCACCAAGUUUCAAAAUUGUUGAUGAAGGCUUCCUAA